AUGCAUAAGCAUGGUCAUCAGCAUCAUCAUCAAAACGGCAAGGUGGUCGAGGAGUCCAAGGAGGGCUUCCGGCAAUGGCUCCUGACCAGCGGCCACUUCCCGGACCCAGACAUCCUGCUGAACAAGGACAGGAUGGAGGAGCGCAAGGCCUUGGCCAGAGACACUGCGCUCCCGGCCUCCGUCCUGAUGGACGCGUCGGCGUUGUACGCCGGCAUCGCAGAGAAGAUAUUGGGUCAGAAGUUGAAGCUGUCGGAGAACCCGAAGGCCGGCCGGACGGGGCAGCAGCAUUGUCGUUGGAGGGAUACUGUUCGGACACAGGCUUCUUGGAGGCGCGGGCCGUCCUGGUGGCCCAGAACCCCGAGAUCCCCGGUGGGCACCCCAGAGGAGCCAAGAGAAGGGAGCCUCCAAGAAGCUUCCCAUACGCUGUCAAAGAAGAAAACAAGGACGAAGGAGGAAAGAAAAAGAGAGGCUGCGGACAAGGAGUGGACGCUUUCGCACGUCUGUGCCACUGCCAGUGCGGGCGGGCGCGCCGUGCACUCGAGCGCUCACAGCACACGUUGA
Messenger RNA from Prorocentrum cordatum, 561 nucleotides. The record is from the annotation of a GenBank genome assembly. NCBI's taxonomy places the organism in Eukaryota, Dinophyceae, Prorocentrales, Prorocentraceae.